Triticum turgidum subsp. durum (durum wheat) is the source of this 1452-nucleotide messenger RNA. Lineage: Eukaryota; Viridiplantae; Streptophyta; Magnoliopsida; Poales; Poaceae. The record is from the annotation of a GenBank genome assembly.
AUGGAAGCGGUUCUGUCUGCGGCUGCAGGUGAUCUUGUUAGCAGAUUUUUCUCCUUUUUGGUAAAUAUGUAUUGGGUCCCUGCACGCUUGGAGGAGCAGCAUAUGGAGAGGCUGCAGCAACUCCUGCUGAGAGCUCACACAGUUGUCGAGGAGGCGGAUGGGCGGUACAUCACCAACUCUGGUAUGCUUAUACAACUUAAGAUGCUAGCUAGGGCUAUGUACCAGGGUUAUCACGUGGUAGACACCUUCAAGUGCAAACAACUAGUCAAAGAGAGGUCUGAGGAAGUGAUGGAUAGAUCAUUAGUGUCAUAUAUUGGCACUCCGCUGAAGCGCUUUCGUGCCAACGCUGGUGUAUCGAAUCACAAAGUUGACAGCAGUUGUGACCUACAAGGUGCCUUGUUAAAUUUAGAAACUGCCAUUUCUAAUGUCACUGAGUUUGUUAUACUUUUGAGCGGAUGCGAACGAAUGGUUCGCAGACCCUAUGACACCUAUCUUUAUGUUGACAACUUCAUGUUUAGUCGUCGAACGGAGAAGCAACAAGUUAUCAAUUUCUUGUUACAGCAUAACUCUCUUGGUUCUCCACCCGUGCUUCCAAUCGUUGGUGGAAGCCUAGUUGGGAAGAAAACUCUGGUAACAGAUGUAUGGAAUGAUGAGAAGGUGCGUAGUUACUUCUCUUCUGUUCUGUACCUCAGUGGAGCCAACUUCACUAAAAUAGACACUGAAAGGUGCACAUCAGGGAGAAUAUUGGUUGUUGUCACACUUGUUUCAGAUGUAGAUGAUGAGGAUUGGAAAUCUUUCUACCGAGCGGUGACAUCCAUAAGAGUAGAAAGUAAGGUUAUAAUCAUAAGUAGGAUGGAAAGUUUGACAAGAUAUGGUACCGUGAAGGCAAUUUACCUAAGUAAAUUACAAGAUGAGGAGUACAACUACUUCUUCAAGACACUAGCAUUUGGCAGUGCACACGCAAAGGACCACCCAAAUCUAACACUGUUGAUAGGAGAGUUCAUCAAGUUAUUGGGUGGGUCAUUUGUGGGAGCAUAUUCAAUUGCCAAUAUAUUGAGGAGGGAUCUAAGCCUUCAAUUCUGGCUUUGCAUAUUGAACAGAUACAAGAAUGUGACAAAGGCCAACUUAUCGAUGUUUGGUGAGCAUUUGUCGGUCCGUGUUAGAAUACGAUAUCCAGUAGAUUUCACCAACUUUCUACCUGCGCCAGCUGCUCCGCUACUCCUUAUGCCUCCUCGAACUGAAGCCGAGGCUUUCGAAAGGAAACUACCGAAGAUAAGGAUUGGAGACCUCGUUGUAGAUCCUACCCUUCGUCCCAAGGGUGAGUUCGAUUUAGUGACAUGGGAAUCACAGAUACCCCCUUAUACUGAGUUCAUUUACCAUGUCCCUUCUUGUGCUCAAAGGCAGCCUAAAACAACCUUACGGAGGAAGCGUGAUGCAUAUGUUUGUCUCUAG